This is a messenger RNA of Chaetomium strumarium, 1898 nucleotides long. RefSeq lists its product as uncharacterized. The record is from RefSeq and is a predicted model, not a curated record. Bases 196 to 1515 code for a protein of 439 amino acids. The transcript has 2 exons. Lineage: Eukaryota; Fungi; Ascomycota; Sordariomycetes; Sordariales; Chaetomiaceae.
UACAGUGCUCUCCGUCGUGUUCUUUUUGAGAGCGGAGAUUGUGUUGGCGCACUGCGAGCCGUCAACAAACAUUCCUCCUGCGCGCCAUUGUUUGCGCAUCCGCCAUUGGGUUGCGCGCCGAGCUUGGAUUUGCGCCCAAACGCCAGCACCGCGUCGGCACCACCCCAGCGACACCACUCAGUCACAUUCUCCACCAUGGCAACCGUCAGCCGGCAACCGUUUGCUCCCGUUGACGGGGCACGGUUGAAGAGCUUGGCGAGCAUCAAGAAUCGGCAGAAUGCGCUCUCGCCUUCACCUGGCAAGCGGAAAGCUUCUCAUGUGUCGUCGGACGAUGACAAUUCAGAGAAUAUCGCUCCAGUGCUCUUCUCAAAGCGGUCAAAGGGUUUCGAUCUCUGGAACGACCUGAGCGAGGGGUUCACGAAGCCUCCUGCCUUCACCCUGACCACCAAGGUCGCUUCCUCACCCGCUUUCCGGGAUGUCCUGAGCUCCCCGCCAAGCAAGCUGUCCAGUCCCCGGCCGCGGGCCAUUCUCCAGCCCAAGUCUCCUGCUGCCCGGUUGAAGGUCAAGAGCACAGCACCCUCUCCCCUCACAGCCCCUGCCGGGCGUUCACCCACACGCGCCUCCAAGCGCAUGGGAAUCCUCUCGCGGCGACGUACCCAGCGCCCAGACCCUCCAUCAUUCCGGCUAAGUGCCGGUGCCGGCGUUCCUUUCUCUCUCGAUGCCGCUCUCAAGGGAACAAUCCCGAGCUACUCUGGUAGCAUCCGAAAAAGCAGCAGGACCACCAAGACUACCGGCGGCAGCAGCAGCUCCUCGCGGGACUUCUUCCUCCCUACCCCGGACAUGAAAUCAUCGUGGGGUUUCGACAUCCACGAGGACACACCCGAGCAAGAAAUGACCAACCUCCUUCAGCACGGCACGUGCACGUUGGACAUCAGCAGCGACGAGGAGUCCGAGAGCCGGGCCAGCCGCGAUCGCGCCGAGGGUCGCGACAAGGAGAACAUCCCGCCGCCCGAGGACGUCAGUCAGACAUCGUCCGCGAGGGGAUCCGGCGCCCCUGUCGCUGUUGAGAUUGAUGAGGACGUGCUCCUGCUCAAGGGCCGCGGUCCGCUGGCCGAGAUGAAUGUGACCGAUUUCUACGCUGAGGGGUGCGAUAGCACGAGUGUGUUUAUCGUGCCCGCGGACGAGGAAGAUCCCGAGGCGGCAGUGGAUGAGGCGGGUGUAGUAGCAGCGGAAGAACUACCCCCUCUCCCACAGGAAGACGAGAGCGAGCAGCGGUAUUUUUACGCCGAUGAUGAGUCGCACCAGGCGCCACAUGAACAACAAGACGAUGUCAGCGUCGACCUUGACAGUGUCGCUGAGGCAGCUGACGUCGACGACAUCAUGGAGGCCAAUGACGUCGCGGUCGAUGCCGCCGUGCUGGGCCCUGUCGAGGGCACCACCGGCGAGAGCUUUGAGCUGUGGGAGAGUAAUAGCGCCAAGGACGAGGGUGAUGCGCCGCCAUCUCCGGUGCUCUGAGCGAAAGAGAAAUAGUGGAGUAUCCCCGCAGGCAGUGCCUGUCUUCGAUGUCUUCAUGCGCCAUGUGCUACGUUUUCGCAUCGAGCAGAUGUCUGGGUUCUUGUUGAGUUUCUUUUCUCCUCCCCACCGUGAGUUGGUUCUGCCGAGGUAAUGUCUAUACCCUGCUUUGCUUGUCGAGCGUGGGGACUGGAGGGAUCUACGGGUAGCGGUGCUUUUGCCGGCGUUGUUAUAUUAUGGUUUGUUGACGUUAGCGCUGGCGGUUAUGGUGGCGUGGAAUCUGGGCGUAAUCUUUGUGUUUACGUUUCGUUUAUUAGAGUCCGAAGUUCCAAGUUUUGAAUAGCCUUUCGCCCUCAUCAACUCCGUGGUCUCGUUUUUUCUUGCUG